This is a messenger RNA of Paramisgurnus dabryanus, 2785 nucleotides long. It is a transcript of the gene tmprss9, whose product is annotated as transmembrane serine protease 9. Gene Ontology annotation, molecular function: serine-type endopeptidase activity; protein binding. Gene Ontology annotation, biological process: proteolysis. NCBI's taxonomy places the organism in Eukaryota, Metazoa, Chordata, Actinopteri, Cypriniformes, Cobitidae. The record is from RefSeq and is a predicted model, not a curated record.
UAUAGAGCUUGGAUGUCCAGGUUGUGUUGCAGGUUUUUGUUUAGACUAAAAUGGAGAAGAAAGACUUGAAUAAGUGGCCUGAGGGGGAUACGAGGUCUGCUUACAUCUGUUCCUCAUGGAGAUGUGUUGCAUUAGCAGCCAUACUGAUUCUUCUCAUCAUUGGAGGUUCUGUGGGCUUCAUGACCGCUUACUUAGUACAAGAGGAGCACUAUUUCAUGGAAACGGUGCAAUUACAAGGACUCAGUUACGAUCAAGCGUUGCAAGACAAAACAUCAGGAUUUUCUAUAGUUCUGUCAACGACUUUGAAAGCAAAGAUCAGAAAUAUCUUUAGCAGCUCAUCAAUCGCCAGUCAUUUCACCGACUGCCAGAUAGUUGCAUUCGGGAACAUCGAGGGGGAUGUGAUGACCACUUUUCGUCUGGUUUUCCUGGUUGCGCAAGUCCAGGGGUUCACGGAGAACUUCAUUCAAGACGUUCUCCGUUCUGGACUGAAGGCAAUGCUGAACGGGAAGCCAAUAGUUGUGCCAGAAUACGGAGAGAUUGAGAGCGUCAUUCUGCUUGGGUCAAGCGGAAAGUCAUUCUAUUCAAUCGGAAAUGACAUCAGUAAAUGUCCUGAGAACACAUUCACUUGUGAAAACGGCGAGUGCGUCACAAAGCUCAACCCAGAGUGUGACUUUAUAUCCGACUGUGUGGAUGGUUCAGAUGAAGCUUAUUGCUCAUGUGGAACGCGUCCAGUCAUGGAUGACCGUAUUGUUGGGGGUGAGAACACCCGUCAUGGUGAGCUACCCUGGCAGGUCAGCCUCCGCCUGCAGGGACGUCACACGUGUGGAGCAUCCAUCGUCAACAACCGCUGGCUCGUCAGCGCCGCUCAUUGUUUUGAAACAGACAACAACCCAAGCAACUGGACGGCUUUAGUGGGAGCCAAUUUGGUCAGCGGGGCAGAACGAGAGGCUGUGGAGAUAAACAUCAAGUCCCUGACCGUCAAUCCGGACUAUGACCCCAUGACCACAGACGGCGAUGUGACCGUACUGGAGUUGGAAACGCCUUUAAAAUUCAGCCCUUACAUUCAGCCAGUCUGCAUCCCAUCAGCAUCUCAUAUUUUUGCUUCUGGACAGAACUGCAUCGUCUCUGGAUGGGGAGCCCUCAAUCAGUACAGCACUGAGGUGCCUAACACAUUACAGAAAGCAGUGGUGAGGAUAAUCGAUUCAAAAGCCUGCAACACAUUAUCAGUUUACAGAGGGUCUAUCACACAAAACAUGAUGUGUGCUGGUUUUCUUCAGGGGAAGGUGGACUCUUGCCAGGGAGACUCUGGGGGUCCUCUGGUAUGCGAGGUGGCCCCUGGACGGUUCUUCCUAGCGGGCAUAGUCAGCUGGGGCGUUGGCUGUGCUCAGAUUAAUAAGCCCGGGGUUUAUUCCCGUGUCACCAAACUGAGAAACUGGAUCCUGAGUUACACAAACUCUGAGACGCCUCACGUCACCCCAACAGUCCCCAGCGUCACAAACACUGCGGUUCACCUUGGUAAAACAAUGAAACCACCUUCGGACAUUCCCAGUAAUGAUGUUCAGUCUGCACCUGGGAACUGCAGUGAGAAUUAUAACUGCGGUGGAGGCGAGUGUAUAAACAAGAUAAAUCCAGAGUGCGACAGAGUGGCUGACUGCUCCAAUGGGGCUGACGAGAAAAACUGUGACUGUGGUCGGCGUCCAGCCGUUGGCCAGGGGAGGAUUGUUGGUGGCAUCACCGCUCGGAGAGGCGAAUGGCCUUGGAUUGGUAGCCUUCAGUACCAGCGCACUCAUCGCUGUGGUGCUACGCUUAUCCACUGUAAAUGGCUCCUAACGGCAGCUCACUGCUUUAGAGGGGAUCUGAAUCCUGCUGGCUGGAGGGUGAGUCUGGGCUCCGUCAUCUGGUCCGGAGUGGGUGCUUUAUCGAUUCCAGUGCAGAGAAUCAUCCCCCACCCUGGUUUCAACAGCACCAACAUGAACUUUGACGUGGCCCUGGUGGAGAUCUCCAUCCCGGCACCCCAGUCCUACACCAUUCAGACUGUCUGCUUGCCUUCACCUGUACACAGCUUCACGAAAACUACGGAAUGCCACAUUGUUGGAUGGGGAGCAGUUAGGGAGGAGGGUACAGUAACCAAUUUACUGCAGAAGGCACAGGUUAACGUCAUCGAUCAGAUGGAUUGCCAGCAAGCUUAUGGCACUCAACUUACCAACAACAUGAUGUGCGCAGGCUCAAUGGAAGAAGUUAGGGAUACAUGUAUGGGAGAUUCAGGGGGACCUCUGGUGUGCCGUGAGCCUCAGGGCCGGUGGUUUUUGGCUGGGGUGACCAGCUGGGGUCACGGCUGCGGUCGGAUUGGCUUCCCGGGGGUUUACAUGCGAGUUACAGCCGUCAGAGAAUGGAUAUCGACAUACCUCCCUUUUUAAAUAUAACAAGCUAUCUGGACAUUAUGAAAGUUGCAGCCAUGCCUCUCAGCCAAAACGGAUCAAUUCAACGCGGUGCUUCUGAUGUCACUUUGACCAACACGUACUGUUUAAUAUUUAUUUUUGGUAUUUAUUAUCAACACAUUCCGGUCUAUGAUACAGUAUAACUUUGAUGUAAUAUGACUUAUAAUAAAAUAAACCAGGAAUCUGUUUGCUUUCCGAAUUUUUAUGGGAAAAUUUUGCAGUAUGGAUUUUGAAAUAAACAUGUUCAACAUAUCGGACUGUCACACACUCUCAUUGGUAGAAAGACAAUGAAAUAUUUUAAAACAAAUGUGUAAAUAUUGUAAAUUGAGGGCAUACAAAUUCUGAUC